Scheffersomyces stipitis CBS 6054 is the source of this 580-nucleotide messenger RNA. RefSeq names its product nucleoside diphosphate kinase (gene YNK1). Gene Ontology annotation, molecular function: nucleoside diphosphate kinase activity. The record is from RefSeq and is a predicted model, not a curated record. Bases 12 to 470 code for a protein of 152 amino acids. Gene Ontology annotation, biological process: UTP biosynthetic process; CTP biosynthetic process; GTP biosynthetic process. The transcript has a single exon. NCBI's taxonomy places the organism in Eukaryota, Fungi, Ascomycota, Pichiomycetes, Serinales, Debaryomycetaceae.
UUAAUUUAGCCAUGUCCAACAACGAAAGAACCUUCAUUGCCAUCAAGCCAGAUGGUGUCCAAAGAGGAUUGAUUUCCUCCAUUAUCGGCAGAUUUGAAAACAGAGGUUUCAAGUUGGUUGGUAUCAAGUUGGUCCAACCAACCGAAUCUUUGUUGAGAGAACACUACGAUGACUUGCAAUCCAAGCCAUUCUUCCCAUCCUUGUUGUCCUACAUGUUGUCUGGUCCAGUCUUGGCCACCGUCUGGGAAGGUAAGGACGUUGUCAAGCAAGGUAGAGCCAUUCUUGGUGCUACCAACCCAUUGCAAUCCGCUCCAGGUACCAUCAGAGGUGACUUUGCCAUCGACAUGGGUAGAAACGUCUGCCACGGUUCCGACUCUGUUGAAUCUGCCAACAAGGAAAUCGGUUUGUGGUUCAAGAAGGAAGAAUUGGUUGAAUACAAGCCAGCUUUGUUCUCCUGGAUCUACGAGUAAGCGUGCUGGUAAAUUUCUUUGCUACCUACGUUUAUCAAUUUCUAAAUAGCUUGGCCGACUUUAACUAGUUCGCGCCAUGUCACUUGAUUGUAAUACACAUCAAUUGCUAU